Messenger RNA from Arabidopsis arenosa, 596 nucleotides. NCBI's taxonomy places the organism in Eukaryota, Viridiplantae, Streptophyta, Magnoliopsida, Brassicales, Brassicaceae. The record is from the annotation of a GenBank genome assembly.
CCGGGUCAAUCAGAAAGAAGAAGAAGAAGAGAGUAAUUGUUGAGGUUUGGGGAUCGCGAAAAUGGAGGUUCCAGGUUCAUCGAAGAAGAUGAUCGCAACGCAAGAAGAGAUGUCUGCAGCUAAAAUACCACUUGGUUCUAGAGAUCAGUGCGCUCAUCUCUUGAUUCCUCUCAACAAAUGUCGUCAGGCUGAGUUUUUCCUUCCAUGGAAAUGUGAAGACGAGCGUCACGUUUACGAGAAGUGUGAAUAUGAGCUUGUUAUGGAGAGAAUGCUUGCGAUGAAGAAGAUCCGUGAAGAAGAAGCUUUGGCUAAACAGAAUAAACUACAAGGGAACGCCGCUGUUCCUCUUAUCCCUAAAACUGCUAAUGCUUAGGGAUUCGAUUCGAAUCCUUCUCCAAUUUGCCGAUUCCAGAUUCCGGGAUUCUCUGGAACUGUGAAGAAGGUGGGGGCUCUGCUUUUCAAUCUUUUUCUUCUUGCUAGUGAUGAAAAAUUGUUGCUACAUUUUCAGAUGUGAAUGUUCAAGAUUCUCUAUCUUUUUGUUUUUACUCUUGUUAACUUGGAAGUGUUUCCCAAAAAAAUAAGAUGCAAACUAAUAU